Molecule: messenger RNA, 1075 nt
Organism: Oldenlandia corymbosa var. corymbosa
Lineage: Eukaryota; Viridiplantae; Streptophyta; Magnoliopsida; Gentianales; Rubiaceae
Source: the annotation of a GenBank genome assembly
UGAUUAUGGAGAGCAUUCCCUUCUCAAAAUUCUCAGUUCUUUUCCCUUUUCAUGAAAUCUCUUCUUCUCUCCUUGCUGAAAUUCUCUUGUAAUUAAACCCUCUGAAGGAAAUACAUGUUUUAUAACAACAUUCAUCAUAAGGGUUUCAAUUCUUAUUUAGAUUAAAAGGGAUAUAUCAUAAUUCAAAAAAAGGGUUAGUCUAAUCAUCAAUGGACAUUCCAUUGCAAUUCUUGUUGAGAAUGUUUGUUUAUGAUAUCGAUAUCAACGGAGUAAAGGUCAAGGCAACACUGGCGAAACAUGAUGAAGUAGUGGAAAACGAAUUAUCAGAACUGAAAAACUCUCUGAUGACCACUGAUUUUCCAGUUGUGGGAGUUGAUUGCAAGUUUGGUAGGAAUGCACCAAUUGGGAAAGAUUAUGAUGGGUUCGUGCCUGCUGAUAACGAAUGGGUUCCCAGUUUACUUGCAUUGUAUGUUGAAACUCGUUGCUUAAUCAUUCAACUGGAUCGCAGCUUUCCCUCGAGCCUGGCUCGUUUUCUCAAUGAUGAAAACAUCUGUUUUGUGGGAAUCAAGAUCGAUUACCAUCUUGAAUGUCUGAAAUAUCAUCAUCACAGCUUGUGUAAAACAAGCAAGGCGGGCGAUUUGACCAGAUAUGGAGUUGAUAUUCAUGAUUUUGCUGCUUGCGUUCUUAAGGAUCCAUCAUUGCGUUACUGUCUGGGGCUUAUUAAUUUGGGAAGGCGUAUUGGAGUCGAGAUACAAGAGGUUGAUGAAACGAUUUCACCCCCACCCUCUGACUGGGGUGCCAUUGUUUUCAGCAAGGAAGAAGUCGAAUACACCGUUCAUGAUGCUUACAAUUGCUACCUUAUUGGAAAGAAGCUACUUACUAGCCUCUAGCUUUUGAAUGUGUCUCUUUCCUCAUUAUGGUUUAUUUUGUUUCAGUUGAAGUAUGGGUCGCGUUUUAUGUACGGAUUAUUUCUUUUAGUUUAUUCAGUCGGUUUUAUGUACUUUAAUUCGAAUUGAGAGAACGCGACUUGGUUUUAGAUGGUUUUGGAGUGUUAACAUGUAUCGUAUAUGAGAAG